This is a messenger RNA of Aplysia californica (California sea hare), 4839 nucleotides long. RefSeq names its product receptor homology region, transmembrane domain- and RING domain-containing protein 2. The record is from RefSeq and is a predicted model, not a curated record. Lineage: Eukaryota; Metazoa; Mollusca; Gastropoda; Aplysiida; Aplysiidae. The coding region runs from base 818 to 2893 and encodes 691 amino acids. Gene Ontology annotation, cellular component: cytoplasm; nucleoplasm. The transcript is spliced from 11 exons.
UGUGUGUGUGUGUGUGUGGUUUCUUUUUAAUUUGUUUUUUCGAGUUGGCGGUAAAGUCGAAAUUUACGUAUGUUUCUUUCAUGGACUAUAUAGUUGGCCAGUGACUGACCUCAGGAACCGCAGUCAGCUGAUACAAUAAUUACGAAUGAGAUUUGUUUGCGACUUAGUUUUCACAGCUGUUCACACUGUCAUUGUCAUGAUGUCGUCGCGAAGAUCGCUGGAGAUGUUCGAACGUUGUGAAAUUACAGGAUCCUGUGCCGCAGCUGUGUGAAACAUUUGCUCCCUAAAAACGUAGAGGGCAGUUGUUAAAAAAUUAAUAUAGGAAAAAUCAUUUUUAUUAUAUUACAGUCAAACCUCGUAUAACCCCCUUCCCUCACCCAACACACACACACAUACGCAAAAAUGGUAAAACUUUAAAAGCGGUGCAAGUGGAAUGUCCGAAUACUUUUUAUUUGAUGUCAGAUGCAAUGUACUUCGUUUCAUAUGAGUAUUAUUUUUAACGGGCGUUGCACGAAAUGCCCCGGGCUUUGGGAUUGACUUUAUUAUUUUAGUAAGAAAUUUUUAAUACAAAAAUAAUGUAACCUGUCAUUAUUAACAAAUUCGUCCAUUUAUGAUUUCUUGAAAUGAAGAGCUCAUUUAAAAGGGACUGAAACUUGUAUUUCCGGUUCAAGCAAACUCAGUUCCAGAGAUGUCCAAUGAACAAAGAGAACUAAUCUGACCCUGAUUCCAGUGAGAGGCUCUGAUCUGAGAAAGAACUGGUGUAGCCUAAGUGAUGGAUGCCUGAGAUGUCAACAAAGAAGCCAGCACAAAGGAAUCUAUGAGGAACAUUGAUCUGUGUUACAGUUUGCUCACAUGUGCUCUUAGGGCAGGUCUCUGCAUGUUGCCUCUGCUGCGCUACUGCAUGGUCCUGCCACUGCUUUUGGAUGGCGCCUCCUUGCUGGCGAGGGGAACCUCUAUGAAAACAGUCAUACAGACAGUAUUCCUCCCUGGUGACUGCAACUGCUCUGAACAUGAGGUGCUAGAUGGCUGGAACAGAAGUCAGACUUUUGAUGCCCUGACUGCUCACUUUGGGCCACACCCCUCCGAACAGAUUCUGGGCUUUGCUAUCCCGGUGUUCCCGCAUGAUGCCUGCGGACAAGUGGGUCAUGCUCCUGGCCUGAAUGAGACGAAUUUCUCACAGAUUGCUGUGGUCAGCAGAGGGAACUGCUCUUUUGAAACAAAGGUCCUCAAUGCUGAAAGAGCUGGCUUCCAAGCUGCCAUCGUCUAUGGUCUCCGAGGAGACGACAAGCUGGUUGAGAUGGAAAACUCGAGUGCUUCAGUAACUGUGUCCAUUCCAUCAUACUUUGUGAACUAUACCAGUGGUGUUUUGUUGUCCACUUUCUACCAGAAUAUGUCAAGGUCACCUCUGUUGUCCAUUCUGGGUCAGACGACCAGCAACAUGCACCCAACGACCUCCAACACGGGGGCAGGGCAGGAAGGUCACGGUCAUGGCAAGAAGGGUGACCAGGAGGAGGUGGAUUCAUUUGGGGAGCAUUACUUCCACAUCUGCAUCUACAUCUGGGUCUGUGUGGUGGUCAGCAGUCUCAUCGCUCUCUCUGUGAAAUGGGGAUGCUGUGGUCGGUCUUUGACAAGAUGGGAGGUCAAGAGGUUGCCCAUGAAGAGAUUCCAGAGGACAGAUGGAGACGACUGUCAAGACAAGUGCCCCAUAUGUCAUGAGGAGUUUCAUGAAGGUCGUUUUAUUCGACAACUCCCUUGUAAUCACUGUUACCACAGCUACUGUGUGGACCGCUGGUUGAUCAAGAUGUCCAACCGAUGCCCGCUGUGCAAGCAGCAAGUCUCCAUAAGCCUCUUCUGCCCUUGGAACAAGCAGCGGCGGAAAAAGGAAGUGCACAGCCAGAUCACUUCCGAGGCCGAUGCCGAGGCGGCUAUGGAUGACUCGCCUCCCCUACCCCCGCUGGCUACGCUCACGCCAUCUUCCUGGUACGGGGAGGCUAUCAUGUCGGCUCCCAGUAAGCUGAUCAUCAUGAGGCCGGGUAAACCGACCCGAGUCAUUGACCUUCAGGAGAGAGGAAGGGCCAACGAUGAGCAAGAUGUCCCUCCAACCAGGUCAGACUUGACGCCCGGCCAUAUUGAAACUUCGGGAAUUGUGGAAUCAAACUGCACAUGUGACCCGCGGGUGUUGAGUACUUGUAGUAUAGCAGAUGUGGAGAAUGUUUCUCUAAGGAAUUCACGGACACCAGAGUGUGUAGUGAGCGUCGGUCUAGAGUCAGACGACGUGUUCGGGGGCCCGUGUGAGUUGCCGCGGUCGUCUUCCGCCUCGUCGUCGCGGAGCUGCAGCGUGAGCAGCGACCAGCCCCUGCUGUUUCAUUCCUCCAGUGGGGAGCCGCGGGUCGUGCGGGAGCUGGAAUGCUGCUGUGGCGGUGCAGACCCUGCCUGGGCCGACAGACAGAUGAGGUCGGCUCCUGAAGGUUCGACGACGGGCGGGUGCGUCGUGUGUCAGGCGUGUGACGCGGCAGGACACAACGAUUCGUGCUGGGAGUCGGGUCUCGACGACGAUGACAACGAAAGGAAAUCUGGCGGCGUCCCUACGGCUUCCUCCUCCUUGUUCUCAUCAGAUUCCAACAACUCGGUGGAUGUGACGGUGGAUAUAUCUAGCGCAUCCAGCAGUGUGGUCUCCUGUAGUGUUGUCAGUGCCCUCCGCCCCGCUGCCUCGAAUGAGCCCUCGGCAGGGGAUGACAUCAUCAGUGGAGUUCCACUCUAUGCGGCUGCGAAUGUCGUUGUUGUCGACAGACCUCGUGAGCUGCCGCAAAAAGUACUAAACGCCUGGGAUAUCAACGAAGUGCUGGGAGGCUCUAGUUGUACUGCGAGUUCUCUCCAUCUGGUGGAGCAUUGAUGACAGCUGCGUGUUGGAUUAACACGGUAGAUAGGACUUUCACUCUGUUGGUUUGCUUAUGAAACUUCUGCGUAAAGCCUAGAGCAAUCCCGGCGUCUUACUUUUUUGGUUUUUCUCUGAAAUGAAACAUCGUCAAGUCAGAACAUCUCGAGACGUGCACGCAAGAACCACACUGACUUUCACAUGUUUGUUUUGUUUUAAAAAAAUGUGUUUGUGUGUGUGUGCAGGAUCAAAUGAUACAGAGCUUUGCAAUAUGGAUACAACCUCAUGGGCAUCUAUAUUAACGGGAUUGACCCUAGGCACAUACCUAGUUUAGACUGUAUACAGUUUGGUGUAAAAUCUCAAAUUGAUAUUCAGGAAGUCUGAAGACUGCAUGCUUUCAUCUUGUUGCCUUAUGUUGUCCAAAAUCUGAGUCUCUGGGAUCAAAGGAAGACAAUCUUGCUGCCCUUGUAGCCAAAUACAGUCGAAAUUGUAUCAGACGGUCACCUAUUGCGAGGAGAGAAGUGGUUGUCUUAGACAGAUAGACGUCAUAGACCGUGUCAUUAUAACACAAGAUCAAGACACUGGGUGGGAAAUGAUUGUCUUUGCUAGGUGGCCGUUACAGCAGGUGGUUGGACUGUAUGUUGGUUUACCCUUUUAUCAAAUGGUACAAAACUAAUAAUUGUUGCCUAUAGUUUUAUCGAGAUGUUUUCUUAUCUAGUUUGACAUAUCACUAUCUGAACGGGUAAAGACUUAACAUACUAAUCAUAAUUGUUAUCGGAUUUAUGUAUAAUAUGUAAUGAUGAAAGGGUUUAAAUGUAAUUAUAUAUUUUGAAAUUUUAUUAAUUACUUAAAAACUCCAGGGGGUCUAGUUUCUUGGCAGAUUUUACAUCUCAUUUUGUCAAUAGUGUGCUCUGAGAAAUGAAAGUCCACUGUUCUGUUUAGAAUUGUUUUUUGCUUUUCAGUUAAACAGAUUUUCAACUUUUUACCCUGUGGUUGGAUUAAUAGCUCACAGCAGUCUGUCUCUUACAGGCCAGUUGAAUAUCUCGACAAGAAGGCGAAGUAGAAUCACCGAAAAGCAAAAGUCAAGUUUAGAAUAAAUGCAAAUUAAUCGCUUUUGGGUGGGCAGUUCUUUUUCUGCUUUAAGAUAUUUUUCAAAAUUCUGUCUGUUUUUGUUUUCUUUCUCUUGUACAUUGGAAUAAUUGACAGUCUAGGUAGUUUCUAGAGCGAUAAAAUUGGUAAAGUACCAAAUGAGGUUGUUGGUCAGGUUAAACUAGAGGAUUAAUUCGGGUUAUUGGUUGUCAGACUGCAAAACUCUAGCUCAGACUGAAGUCCUGAAGUCAUUUAUGUGAUGUCAGCGACAUUUUGACUGAUUUGUAAUCUACUGAUUCUGGGUUUACUUGUUUAAAUGAUUGUAAGAGAAAAAAAUUUGAUGGUUUUCGUAUGCAUCAUUGGGAUGUGAUGUUUUGCUCUCGUGGAAAGACCUUAAACCAGCUGAUCUCAAUUUUCGUGUUUACUUCUUCCAACAGGUUUUGCUGUACCACCAGAGGCAUAUAUAUAUAAAUAUGAAAAGAAGAAUCUCAGGAGAAAAAUGGCAUAAGUCAUGAUUAAAAAUGUUUGCCUUUGAUUUGAAAUUUGAUCUGUUCUUUGAUAUGAUGUUCAUCAGCAACAGCUGUAGCCACAUACUCGUGACAUGUAUAUAUAUUAAAUUAUUGUACUUGGAAAGAACAGCAGAAGUCCAUUUGAACAUAUGAGAGAAAGGCAGUUGAUCUUAGUAUUGUCAUCCAGCUGUUCAGAUUUUCUAAUCUCAAAAUUUUGAAAAAUUUCUUAAAAUUGCAAUUUCUCAGUCUAUGGUGUGGGUUGCAUGUACUCAGGAAAUAUUAUGCUGAAAUUCAAAUUGUAAAUGGUGAAAAAAAAAAAAACAGAAAAAGAUACAUAAUGUAGGCCCUAUCAUAUAAUUCUUAAAA